Messenger RNA from Saccostrea echinata, 519 nucleotides. RefSeq names its product ATP-dependent RNA helicase A-like. The transcript has a single exon. The coding region runs from base 1 to 516 and encodes 171 amino acids. Lineage: Eukaryota; Metazoa; Mollusca; Bivalvia; Ostreida; Ostreidae. The record is from RefSeq and is a predicted model, not a curated record.
AUGCUAAGAGUCAUCAUAGCUCUGUUUUUCCUGGCUCUAUCCUACGGCCAGAGACUCGGCAGAUUAGGUGGCAAUGAUUUCUUCGGUGGAGACUUCAAUUCCGGUGGACGAGAAUUCCAUACAGAUUUCAACAACGGUUUUGACUUCGGAAACCAGAUCGGAGAUGUGGGCGGUUUUCAAGCUGAUUUCAUUGGAGCUCCGGCAUUAGGAUCAGGUCUUUCCGCAAACAGUCUCGGAAUUGAUAACUCAGAGUUAGGAAUUUCCACAUUUGAUGGAAUUCACUCCGACAGAUUUGGAAGUUUGGGUGCGCAAGGCAGCGGGUUUUCCCCCUCGUCAUUUUCGUCCUGGGAUAAUGGCGGAUUUGAUUCAGGUUUUGGUCAGCAAGAUUUCCUUGGCGGAUCUCAGUGGGGCGGCGGAGGUAACCGACGCUCGAGCUUCACUUCCGGUCCCGGUGGUUUUAAUCAACGAUCCUCCCGUCCGUCAUCUCAACGAAGGCGAAGAAGACCACGUUAUUAGACA